AUGUUUGAAAAAUUACUACUUAUGAUUGAUAAAUGCCUUGUUAGCUCAUUGCACUGUCAAGUACAGAGUAAAAGACACAGAAGGAACCAUCUUAAAUUAGUCGUUUUUCUUUUAGCUCAGAAAGUUUGUACCGCCGACUGGGAUUAUAAGGGAGAAAAACUAAACGGACCAAAAGACUGGUCAAAAACUCAUCCCUUUUGUACUGGACUUCUUCAGUCGCCCAUUAAUAUUCACCCUAUACAAAUAUCACCUCCCAGUAGCGACAACAUCAUAUGGUUUGACAACUACUACAUGCAUCCCGCUGCGGGAGAAAGUUAUACCUUAAGCAACAAUGGACGAACGCUGAUGUUCGAGUUUCCCCGAGACACUCCGUAUUAUCUAAAAAAGGGUCAGAAUACAUUUGUACCACUGCAAGCACAUAUCCACUUUGGUUCGCAAUUUCACAAAGGAUCGGAACAUGGUUUAAAUGGAAAUUAUUUUCAGGCUGAGAUACACAUCGUCCAUCGAAAUAUGAAGUACAAUUCUACCAAACUUUUGCAUUACAGUGAUGGUUUACUUGUCAUCGGAGUGUUCGCUAAAUUGAGUGCAUUCGCAAGAUCAUCUCCUGUCAUCGCAGAGUUAGCUUAUUAUACUGAAGUCCUGACCCGACCAGGAAGUAGUGUGAAAAUUCCUGCAUUUCCUAUGAUGGCGUUUUUUCCAUGCGAUAGUUUGAAAUGCACACCUUAUGUCAACUAUCAGGGCUCGCUCACUACACCGCCAUGCGCUGAAAGCGUUGACUGGGUUGUGUUAACCAAGCAAGCUCAUCCGAUAAACCUUCGAGAUUUGCAAGCAAUGGAUAAAGUUCUGGAUUGCGGAAGGUUGCCAUUGUAUGGAAAUUAUCGACCGACACAAGCAACAAAUGGACGACAGUUAUAUGGAGUUAAUAUGUGACCACUUAAGUCGCUUGUAAUAUUUUAGUACUUGACUUUAUUCAAGCGGUUAUCCUGUGUUUUUAAUACAUGAAAUAUCCUGA
Molecule: messenger RNA, 1012 nt
Organism: Hydractinia symbiolongicarpus
Lineage: Eukaryota; Metazoa; Cnidaria; Hydrozoa; Anthoathecata; Hydractiniidae
Product: carbonic anhydrase 3-like
Exons: 7
Coding region: 1-930 (309 amino acids)
Molecular function (GO): zinc ion binding; carbonate dehydratase activity
Source: RefSeq, a predicted model, not a curated record